This is a messenger RNA of Gongylonema pulchrum, 1776 nucleotides long. The record is from the annotation of a GenBank genome assembly. Lineage: Eukaryota; Metazoa; Nematoda; Chromadorea; Rhabditida; Gongylonematidae.
AUGAAUGCUCGAACAGUUCCGAUAUCCGUGGAAGCAAGGCAGCACGGAAAACCGUUGAUGCGAGGAACUGCUGUGCUGAAACACUGCCCCUAUUCGACAUUCUGUCGCGAAAUGGUCUCGUCUGGAGGAGCCGUUGCACUAGCUCAUUUAAAAGGGGGAGAAGAUGCUAGCCUGAUUUUGGAUGUUGAACCGGAGCAUGAGUUUGGAUUAGCUGCAGCAAAUUUAAUUAGAUCGAAGGAGUGGAAUGCCGAUUAUCUUCAGCAGGUUCCAGUUUGCGUUCGUAAAAAUGGGCUGUGUGUAAAUCAGUGGUUCCCACCAGCAGCAAAUGCAAUCCUAAACGAAGCGGAAGGGCAGAUGAAUGUGAAUAAUUCGAUCUCCGGUGAAAAACUGCCAUUUGUUGUUUCUAACUCAAAAGAGGUGGAAGUGAUGGCGCUCGACGAAAAUAUGGGUACAGUGGAAGUGUCCGGAGUUGUGCCGUCGCGUGGUCAUUACGUUUUUAUCGUGCAGUACUUCAACCCGGAUAACACGCCACUGACCGUUGACGUGACGCUCCAAAAUGGGCAUCUUCAUCACGCACAGCUGCCUUUGUCAUACUGCCCGAGCGUUAUUGGUUGUCGUGCAGUAAUCCAAGACAAAGAACGUCCAGAUGUGACACAGUUUUUCAUUGACGACAAGUACACUGCUUCGUUCUAUUUCAACGAAAGUCAAAAAGGACCGGAUUCAAUAACAAGUCUGCCAUUCCAUUCGUAUAGCGACUCACUACUGUCGCCUCAACCUGUUGAUGUUUCGAGUGAAUAUAUCCAAAAGUGCAGCACCAACAAUUUCGAAAAUGACCCAUCAAGCGUAAUAGAAUACUGCCGCCAAAAAGUUUUCUCUCUCACCUCGGAAUACAACAUGGCAGCGAUGCCUUGUGAAUGCAGCUCUCAAGGAAGCACCAGUUUUACGUGUGAAGAAUACGGCGGCCAGUGCCCAUGUCGUCCGAAUAUCGUUGGACGCCGGUGCGAUCGCUGUGCAUCUGGCUAUUACAGCUUCCCCGACUGCAUCAAAUGCAGAUGUCCGGAUAAUCACUUAUGUGAUGAGCAUAUUGGUCAGUGUUUUUGUCCGCCACAUGUCGAAGGCAAGCACUGUGACAAGUGUAAAGCAAAUGUGGGCGGAAGGAAGUGCGACAAGUGUUUGCCAGGAUUCUAUGGUUUCCCGCAUUGUUACGAAUGCGCCUGUGAAGUAAAGGGCACCACUGACGAAAUUUGUGAAGCAACCAGUGCUGCUUGUAAAUGCAAGAAGAAUGUUAUCGGCGAAAACUGUGACAUCUGUCGUCCAGGCACCUUUGAUUUACGGGCUUCCAAUCCUGACGGCUGUGCCGAGUGUUUCUGCUUCGGUGCCACCGAUCGCUGCCGAUCGUCAUUUCUUCCUGUCACCUUCGUUAAUUUUGACGAAGAGGCUUGGAAUGUGAGUCCAAGUGGAUCCGUAUCGCGCAUAAAUGGUAAAGUGGCUUAUCAGUCUGAAGGUACUGGUGCCGAAGAUGUCUACUUUCUGGCUCCAUUGGGAAAUAGCCGCGAUUUUACUGCGUCCUAUGGGUUACAGUUGUCAUUUACUGUUUCCUCGAAUCCGCGAAAUGGCGAAACAAAAAUGAGUGCUGCCCCAGACAUUCAGCUUGUAGGAAAUGGCACCAUCUUGGAUUUCUGGGCACGUGAGCAGCCAGCUGACCCGCGAAUACCAUUCAACGUUGAAAUUAAACUUUUGCCUGUAGGUUUUCCAGAGAUUUUUCUUGAAUGUUAA